CGUACUUCCUGCAGGGGCGGGCCCUCUCCCGGAAAUGGCUUUACUCCACACCCCGGGACUGCGCGUUGCAGCCUGCGAAGUUCGGCAUGAGAGUCCUUGCAAGGUUAGGCGUGGGGCCGCUGUGCUCCGCGGCUCGCGCGGUCAUUCCCUGUUUUUGGAGAGGGAAAUACUUCAGUUCCGGGAGAGAGCCGGCAGAAAACCAGGUGACACCAAUGCUGCGGCAUCUUGUGUACAAAAUCAAAGCAACUGGCCCCAUCACUGUGGCUGAGUACAUGAAGGAGGUCUUGACCAACCCCGCCAAGGGAUAUUACGUGUAUCGUGACAUGCUAGGAGAAAAAGGAGAUUUCAUUACUUCACCGGAAAUAAGUCAGAUCUUUGGGGAGCUGCUAGGUAUAUGGUUCAUUAGUGAAUGGAUGGCCACUGGAAAAAAUGCAGCUUUCCAACUGGUGGAACUGGGCCCAGGCAGGGGUACCCUCUUGGGAGAUAUUUUGAGGGUAUUCAGUCAGCUGGGAUCUGUGCUGAAAAACUGUGACAUUUCAAUACAUCUGGUAGAGGUGAGCGAAAAACUGAGUGAGAUUCAAGCAUUAACACUGACUGAAGAGAAGGUCCCUCUAGAGCGAAAUCCUGGAUCCCCCGCGUAUAUGAAAGGUGUUACUAAAUCUGGGAUUCCAAUUUCCUGGUACCGAGAUCUGCAAGAUGUUCCAAAAGGGUACAGCUUUUAUCUCGCGCAUGAAUUUUUUGAUGUUCUUCCUGUGCAUAAGUUUCAGAAAACUCCGCAAGGAUGGCGAGAAGUAUUCAUCGAUAUUGAUCCCCAAGCUUCUGAUAAACUGCGGUUUGUUUUGGCGCCUUGUGUCACCCCAGCGGAAGUCUUCAUACAAAGUGAUGAAACGAGGGAUCACGUGGAAGUGUGUCCUGAAGCUGGUGUAAUUAUUCAGGAACUUUCUCAACGCAUUGCGCUGACUGGAGGGGCUGCGCUGAUUGCCGAUUAUGGUCAUGAUGGGACUAAGACAGACACCUUCAGAGGGUUUUGUGGCCAUAAGCUUCAUGAUGUCCUUAUCGCCCCGGGAACUGCAGACCUAACAGCUGAUGUGGACUUCAGUUAUUUGCGCAGAAUGGCAGAGGGAAAAGUAGCUUCUCUGGGUCCAAUAAAACAACAGACGUUUUUAAAAAACAUGGGCAUUGAUGUCCGGCUGAAGGUUCUUGCAGACAAAUCAGAUGAGCCAUCCAGGCAGCAGUUACUUCAGGGGUAUGAUAUGUUGAUGAAUCCUAAGAAGAUGGGAGAAAGAUUUCACUUUUUUGCCUUGCUACCUCAUCAGAGACUUCAUGGUGGAAGCCAUCCGAUGAAUGUGUGUCAGUCAAAACCUUCUCCGUCACCUGUAGCUGGGUUUGGUGAACUUGCCUGGAGGUGAUAUCUCAAUGUGGACGUUUUACCCCUAAGUCUGCCUAAGAAAGCAAAAUAAAGGGAACCCAUUCACAUAUAUCACAGAUGAUAACCUACAAAGAACAACAGUUGUGCGGCAAAGUAUCAGUCCAUAAUGUGAAAUCCUUCCUUACUGACGUUAGCUCAUUGACAACUAAGGAUCUUCUUCCAUAUCAUCUGGAUUGGGAGCCAUAAUGAAGUGCUUUGGGUACACAAGAUUGUGGGUGUAUGCAUGUAUUUCCCAGCGGGCAUCGUCACUUUCGUGCGUAAUGUAACGUUCACCAAUGCGAGUUUCAAAUUCUCUAAGGUCAAGCCAAGUCUGAUAGUCCUAGAAAAAAAUGGAAUUAUAAACUAUAAAAGAAAUAAAAUACGUUGAACUUUU
Molecule: messenger RNA, 1802 nt
Organism: Lynx canadensis (Canada lynx)
Lineage: Eukaryota; Metazoa; Chordata; Mammalia; Carnivora; Felidae
Gene: NDUFAF7
Product: NADH:ubiquinone oxidoreductase complex assembly factor 7
Exons: 11
Coding region: 87-1409 (440 amino acids)
Biological process (GO): mitochondrial respiratory chain complex I assembly
Cellular component (GO): mitochondrion
Molecular function (GO): protein-arginine omega-N symmetric methyltransferase activity
Source: RefSeq, a predicted model, not a curated record